Messenger RNA from Cariama cristata (Red-legged seriema), 1333 nucleotides. RefSeq names its product ecto-NOX disulfide-thiol exchanger 2-like. The transcript is spliced from 9 exons. Gene Ontology annotation, biological process: ultradian rhythm. The annotation marks the transcript as partial. Lineage: Eukaryota; Metazoa; Chordata; Aves; Cariamiformes; Cariamidae. Gene Ontology annotation, molecular function: protein-disulfide reductase activity; RNA binding. Gene Ontology annotation, cellular component: plasma membrane; external side of plasma membrane. The record is from RefSeq and is a predicted model, not a curated record.
AUGUUUCUCGUGCAGUACGCAGGCUUAAGCCAUCUCUCCUUUGAUCCUGGCAGCAACAGCAAACCUCUGCAGUUCGGCAGCGCUGCUGGCCUGCGGGCAUCGGAAAGCCCAGCUGAGGAUGGAAGUGAUCCAGGCAAUAAGAGGAAGAGAGCAAACCUUCCUCCAGGAGAUGGUGGCAGAAAUCUAAGCCUCGACUCCAUUCCGAUGGGCUUGCCAAUGUCAGACCCAACUGCCUGGGCCACUGCAAUGAACAACCUAGGGAUGGCUCCCAUGGGGAUGACAGGACAGCCCCUUCUGCCUGAUUUUGAUCCUGCUCUUGGGAUGAUGACUGGAAUCCCCCCAAUCAACCCCAUGAUGCCAGGCUUGGGGAUAGUCCCACCUCCCAUCCCUCCGGACAUGCCUGCUGUGAAGGAGAUCAUUCACUGCAAAAGCUGCACUCUCUUCCCACCUAACCCACAUCUUCCCCCUCCAGCAACAAGAGAGAGGCCCCCAGGGUGUAAGACGGUGUUUGUUGGAGGACUGCCGGAAAACGGAACUGAGCAGAUCAUUAUGGAAGUGUUUGAACAGUGUGGGGAAGUCAUAGCUAUUCGAAAGAGUAAGAAGAAUUUCUGUCAUAUCCGCUUUGCUGAGGAGUUCAUGGUGGACAAGGCACUUUAUCUUUCUGGCUAUCGCAUCAGGCUGGGCUCCAGCACUGACAAGAAGGAUACUGGGCGCUUGCACGUGGAUUUUGCUCAGGCUCGGGAUGAUCUGUACGAGUGGGAGUGUAAGCAGCGGAUGCUGGCGAGGGAGGAACGCCAUCGCAGGAGGCUGGAAGAGGAGCGCUUCCGCCCACCCUCCCCACCUCCCAUCGUCCAUUACUCCGACCAUGAGUGUAGCGUGGUCGCUGAGAAACUGAAAGAUGACACAAAGUUCUUAGAAGCCAUCCAGACCUUGCUGACCUGGAUAGAGCGUGGAGAAGUGAACAGGAGGACUGCCAACAACUUCUACUCCAUGAUCCAGUCGGCCAACAGCCACAUUCGCAGACUAGUGAACGAAAAAGCAGCUCACGAGAAAGAGAUGGAAGAAGCUAAAGAGAAAUUCAAACUUGCUCUCUCAGGGAUUCUGGUUCAGUUCGAGCAGAUAGUGGCCGUGUACCAUUCUGCCUCCAAACAAAAGGCUUGGGACCAUUUCACGAAAGCUCAGCGUAAGAACAUCAGCGUGUGGUGCAAACAAGCAGAGGAAAUUCGUAACAUUCAUAAUGAUGAACUAAUGGGUAUUCGAAGAGAGGAGGAAAUGGAAAUGUCUGACGAAGAAAUAGAAGAUCCAUCAGAGAUGAAAGAAACAGAAGAAUCUG